This is a messenger RNA of Tremella mesenterica DSM 1558, 1524 nucleotides long. RefSeq lists its product as uncharacterized. Bases 1 to 1524 code for a protein of 507 amino acids. Gene Ontology annotation, molecular function: aldehyde dehydrogenase (NAD+) activity. The record is from RefSeq and is a predicted model, not a curated record. Lineage: Eukaryota; Fungi; Basidiomycota; Tremellomycetes; Tremellales; Tremellaceae. The transcript has 11 exons.
AUGUCAGGUCCUGUCUUCGCUCAUCAUUUUGACCAUUCUGCUUUCAAAGGGAAAGUUGAGGUACCUAUCGGAGUCUUCGUCAAUGGCCAGUGGGGUACUUCAGCGGAUAAGAAUGCAAAGACCAUUGAUGUCAUCAAUCCUACCACUGGAGAAACUCUCGUAUCUAUUCCCGAGGGAAUGCCAGCGGAUGUGGAUCUAGCUGUCAAAGCAGCACACAAAGCCUUCGAAACCACUUGGGGACUUAAUUGUGAUGGACCCACUAGGGGAAAAUAUCUUCUCAAAUUAGCAACUCUGAUAGAACGUGAUUUGGAUAUAUUGGCAAGUCUUGAAGCUCUUGAUAAUGGCAAGACUUUCACAGCUGCAAAAGCUUUUGAUGUGACCGAGUCAGCAGCUACAUUCCGAUACUACGGCGGAUGGGCAGAUAAAAUCGAGGGCAAGGUUUUGGAGGUAGUACCUACCAAAUUCGUGUAUACUCGACAUGAACCCGUUGGUGUUUGUGGACAAAUUAUUCCCUGGAACUUCCCCCUUUACAUGUUCUCUUGGAAAGUGGCUCCAGCUCUUGCGACGGGCUGUACUAUUGUCAUCAAACCUUCGGAGCUCACUCCGUUGACGGCUAUGUAUAUGACGAAGCUCAUCAAAGAGUCUGGGAUUCCAGACGGGGUGGUGAAUGUUAUCACGGGAUACGGCCCCACAGUCGGGAAUGCCAUCGCCUCUCAUCCUGGAGUAGACAAGGUAGCUUUCACCGGUUCAACACCCGUCGGUCGAAAAGUCAUGGAAGAGGCUUCGAAGUCCAAUAUCAAGAAGGUGACUCUGGAGCUGGGAGGAAAAGGGGCCAACAUCAUCUUUGACGAUUGCGAUUUUGAAGAGGCGGUCAAGUAUGCUGCCCAGGGUAUCUUUUUCAAUCACGGACAAACUUGCUGCGCCGGCUCGAGGCUAUUCGUCCAGAAGGGCAUCUACGACAAGUUCAUUCAGCGAUUCCAGGAGGCGACCUCACGAAUCAAAGUCGGCGACCCCUUUGACCCCGAUUCGUAUCAAGGGCCGCAAGUCUCUCAAGUACAAUAUGACCGAAUCAUGCACUACGUCGAAUGCGGUAAACAAGAGGGCGCCAAGGUUCUCCAUGGUGGACAACGGGUCGGCAAAGCUGGCUUCUUCAUUGAACCGACCGUUUUUGGCGAUGUCACUUCCAACAUGAAAAUUGCACGAGAAGAGAUCUUUGGACCGGUUAUCGUUGUUACCGCCUUCGAUACAGAGGAAGAAGUCAUCGCUGCUGCGAAUGAUACAACAUACGGUCUUGCUUCCGGUGUCUUCACUCAGGAUCUUAGUCGAGCUCAUCGUGUUUCAGCAUUGUUAAAAGCAGGGACUGUAUGGGUGAAUUGUUAUAAUGAGCUGCACCCGCAAGUCCCAUUCGGUGGUUUUAGGGAGUCAGGUAUCGGUAGGGAAUGUGGACCAUACGCAUUGGAGAAUUAUACCGAGAUCAAGGCUGUCCAAAUCAACCUCAGUGCGAAAUGCGCUAUGCCCAUUUGA